Messenger RNA from Lactuca saligna, 360 nucleotides. NCBI's taxonomy places the organism in Eukaryota, Viridiplantae, Streptophyta, Magnoliopsida, Asterales, Asteraceae. The record is from the annotation of a GenBank genome assembly.
AUGGAGAAGCUUAAGAGUCUCGAUGUUGAGGGAUGGAUCAAAGUCCGGCGAAGAAGGUCUAUCACAAACAGAGCCAUAACGACUCUCUAUGUUUCAAACAUCUCGGAUGGGUUUAACUACAAGGAUGUUUGGGAUAUUUUUAUGGAGUUUGGCAAAGUAAUUGAUGUGUAUAUUGCAAGGAAGAAGGACAUUAGUGGCUCAAACUUUGCAUUCAUAAGGUUCAAAGGGAUAAAGUACAUUGAGGAGUUGGAAAUGAAAACUGGCAAUGUGAAAUGUCGUAAGUGUAUUCUCAAGGUGAACGAGACAAGAUUUCUUAGAAGUGUGAUGUCAACUGCAAAAACGAGCCCCUUCCCCCUGUAG